AUAUUCAUGACCAGAUCCCUUCCCUUGGAAGUACUUUUUUCUCUCCCCAAAUUUUCAUUACCUGAUUCCCUCGUCCUUUUUUCUUCCAAAUAUCAAAACUCGCCCGUUUGUAGGGUUUUCUCCUCCUUCCACACCUCCUUUCUUCAAUUCUCCUUACCGAUAAGAAUUCCAGUUCCAUCUUUGCAGUCAAAGCUUGAUUUAUACAGUGUAUUUGUGUGUGUGGGUUUACAGCAAAUGUUGAUUAUCACCUUUUCCAAAUUUUAAAAGGAUUGGUGGAUGCUAUGGUGAACGGGAAGCUGAUACUAAUCUGCCAGUCCGGCGGCAGCUUUGUCACUAGCAGCGACGGGAGUCUGACCUACGCCGGUGGCGAGGCGAAUGCGAUGAACAUCACGCAAGAGACUGUGUUCGAUGACCUAAAGAUUAAGCUCGCCGAGGUGUGCGAUUUUGACCUCAACUCUGUCUCAGUCAAGUAUUUCCUCCCUGGAAACAACCGGACUUUGAUUAACUUGAAGACCGACAGGGACCUCAAAAGAAUGCUCGACUUUCAUGCCAGCUCUGUCACUGCGGAUAUCUUCGUCAGUGGGAAUUCAGGGUUUGAUCUCGGUGUCCCUGGCGCUUUCACAAACAGGGUACCCAGCGUAAAACUGGCUGAGAGUGUCAAUCAUAAUGGUUCUCCUGCAGAACCUGCUGCCACGGACAAUUAUUUUGAGGUAGCUAUAAAUUAUGCACCACAGCCUUUAGUCAGUUCUAAGAAGGCUAUGAAGAGUAGUGCUUGUCAGAAACUGUUGUCCAUCCUUGCUUCUGCCGACUCUCUGGUGGCUUCAAGAGAAGAUAAUUCCGACAGUGAAUCCCGUACCUGGUCUUCAUACCAUGGUUCUGGUGAAGCUUCAGAUUACGCUUCAGUGGCUACAUCUGGUGCAAAAGUAGAUAGAGAUUUUGGCUUUGAUGAUUGUGGUACACCUGCUGAAAGGGUCAAGAAGAGGAGGCGUACUAGUGGCUCAAACAAAGCAGAGGUUGCUUCUGGGAAGAAAAGCUCAUCCAAGAAAAACAAGGAUAGGGGGGCUUUAACUAAUGUUAUUGUAGUAGAUGAACUUGGGGAUCUGAAUGGUGAUGAAGAUUUGCCAGAAAAGCUAGUCGCAUCAUGGAAGGAAGGCAUUAAUGGUGUUGGUCAGGAUUUUAAAAGUGUUAAGGAGUUCCGAGAGACAUUGCACAAGUAUGCCAUUGCAAAUCGAUUUGUGUACAGAUUAAAGAAGAAUGACACUAACCGUGCAAGUGGUAGAUGUCUCAUUGAAGGCUGUUCUUGGAGGAUUCACGCAUCUUGGGUUCAUGCUGAUCAAACAUUCAGGAUCAGAAAGUUUAAUGAUGAACAUACAUGUGGCGGGGAAUCUUGGAAGUCUGCCCAUCCUGGUAAAAAUUGGUUGGUGAGCAUCAUCAAAGAAAAAAUACGGGAUUCUCCCAAUGAAAAGCCAAGGGAUGUUGCUAAAGCCAUAUUGCACGACUUUGGAAUUAAACUGAAGUAUUCACAAGUUUGGCGAGGAAUCAAGGAUGCAAAAGAGCAACUUCAGGGUUCUUAUAGGAAGUCCUACAGUCGGUUGCCUUGGUUUUGCAAAAAAUUAAUGGAAUCAAACCCAGGAAGUGUCACUAAGCUUGUGAUUAGUGAUGAGGACAAAAGGUUCAAACACCUUUUCUUCUCAUUCAGCGUGGCUGUGAAUGGCUUCACAAACGGAUGCCGGCCACUCAUUUUUCUAGAAGCUUCGUCUCUGAGGUCAAAGUACAAAGAGAUGCUGUUGACUGCAAAUGCUGUUGAUGCAGAUGAUGGGUUCUUUCCUGUUGCUUUUGCCAUAGUCGAUAUUGAAAAUGGUGAUAGAUGGCAGUGGUUCUUGGAGCAACUGAAAUCUGCAAUUUCAACUUCGCAACAACCUGCAGUGACUUUCAUUUCGGAUCGAGAGAAGAGUAUAGAGAAGCAUGUGCGCGAUGUGUUUGAGAACAGUUAUCAUGGCUAUUCAAUUUUUCAUCUCAUGGAGAGCUUAAAGAAAAACAUGAAGGGCCCGUUUCAAGGUGAUGGCCGAGGAGUCAUACCUGCUGUUUUCCUGGCUGCUUCCCAUGCUGUCCGUCUAGAGGCUUUCAGUAGCCUCACUGAGCAAAUCAAACAUGUUUCCUCCACCACUUAUGACUGGGUCAUCCAGAUCGAUCCUGCACAUUGGACAACUUUGUUAUUUAAGGGCGUACCAUAUAAUCAUAUCAUACAGAACCCUGCAGAGGAAUACUCUAAAGUGAUUGAUGACAUGCGGGGAUCAACUGUGAUGCAGAAGAUUGAAGCUCUGGUAAGUAAGUUGACCAACACGAUGAAUCAUCGUAGGGAAGAGGCCAGGAAUUGCUCCACCAGACUUGCUCCAUCAAAAGAGAAACAGCUAGUAGAAAAAGCUGUGAAGGCACGCAGUUUGAAUGUUUUGUUCUCAUCUGAAGUGGUUUUUGAGGUUCAUGAUGACUUAACACACGUGGUCAACAUUGAAAACCUGCACUGCACAUGCUUGGAGUGGAAAUUCAGCGGGCUCCCUUGUUGCCAUGCUGUCGCUGUUUUCCUCUCAACUUCCAAAAGUGUGUAUGACUAUUGCCCACAUUGGUUCACAGUUGAAAGCUUCCGUUCAGCGUAUUCUGAGCUCAUAAACCCUAUUUCUGGUAUUGGGAGACCGGUUGAGGAUGAAGUUGAUUAUGAGAGUGCAGAUGUGCAUCCCCCUCUUACUCCUCGGUUUCCAGCUCAACAAAAAGAAGAGACCCCCAAGAUACUAGACUCGAAUAGGAGGACGGUUAUAUGCAGCAAGUGCAAGGAACCUGGACAUAACAAGGCUUCGUGCAAGGCCACUAUAUAGUUCAUACACCUCCCUGAUUAAUUGUUACUGCAUCCUGUACAGUUUCAAUACUUUAUACGAGUACUUUAUAGGGUUUGCUAGGUUGUGCUUUUAUUGAUAUAGUUAGUAUACAGUGCUGUUAUCUAAGAGUAAAACACUUUAGAUUGCAUCUGCAAAAACCCAUAUAUCCAUGUUUAGUACCUAUAAACACCCUUCUAACCUUUAUUAGUCAGAGGGAUGAAGCAAUUUUUACUCUUAAUUAA
Messenger RNA from Cuscuta europaea, 3112 nucleotides. NCBI's taxonomy places the organism in Eukaryota, Viridiplantae, Streptophyta, Magnoliopsida, Solanales, Convolvulaceae. The record is from the annotation of a GenBank genome assembly.